AUGGGGAAGAAAGAGAUGACGGGUUUCGCCGUUUCGAUAUUUCGUUUGAUAUCUCGACAACCUCGUAUCAUUAGCCAACAGGAGAAACAAGAGUCUAUAUGCUCCCUCGCCUCUCCUUUCUCCUCCGUUUUCUGCACCCUCCUCCUUCCUCCUCCUCAAUGGCGUCUGCUAUUUCACGCGCCACCACCAAUUUCUCUCGAGAGCUCCCUAGUCCCCUUCUCCUUUUCCCGCGCUUCAUCCAAUCCAUCUUCCAUUCGCUACACGGCUCGUUUCGAUGUCCCUUCCUUAUCCAAAUCUUCCCUCUUCGGUAGGAGAUUUCACGCCCUCAUCCAAGAAGAUGGGAGGAGACUAUCGAGGCAAUCGCGAAUCCUUUCGGCUUCGAACAGAGAGUAUCGGAAGGUGAAAAGACGACCAACGAAGACUCAAGAGAAGCAGUUGGAGCUCAGUGUUAGUAUUUGUAUUGAAGAAGAGUUACCUGAAGAUCCCGAAAUUUUGAGUAUUGCGGAGUUACUUCGUCUUAAUGUGCCAGUGGCAAUGACGUUAGCUUUUAACCGUUUAAAAGAUUCAAAUUACAAAACAAGAGACACUGUUAUACAAGAUUUAGGUGGUUUCAACAGCGUAGAGUUGUCUGUACUCCUUUGCGACGAUGAGUUCAUUCGAAAACUAAAUAAAGAAUGGAGGGAUGAAGACCAUGCCACCGAUGUCCUUUCCAUGUCGGAACAUGUUCCUGAACUUAAGCUGCCUAUUCUUAUGUUGGGUGAUAUUGUUAUUUCUGUUAAGACUGCUGCAAGGCAAGCAGAAGAAAGAGGGCACACACUUAUUGAUGAAAUACGCAUCCUUAUGGUUCACGGGUUGCUGCAUCUGUUGGGUUUUGAUCAUGAGAUCAGCGAAGAUGCUGAAGAAGAAAUGGAGAGGGAGGAGGAAUUUCUUUUGAAGAGUCUUGGAUGGAAGGGAAAGGGAUUAAUACAGAGUGCAUAUGAUGCUGAAACAAAUGUAAAUCUUCAUAUGGAAAAUUUGAAUGAUAAUAUGUCAAAAGACAGGAAGAAAGAAGGCAGUCUUCAAUUCUACAAACCAAAGUUCAAGUACAUCUUCUGUGAUAUGGAUGGUACACUGCUUAACAGCAAAAGUCAGGUUUCAUUGACUAAUGCAAGAGCUUUGAAAGAGGCAUCAUCAAGAGGUGUAAAAAUUGUGAUAGCCACAGGAAAAGCGCGUCCUUCUGCAAUAAGUGUUCUGCAGAUGGUUGAUUUAGCUGGCAAAGAUGGCAUCAUUUCAGAGUACUCUCCUGGGGUUUUCUUACAGGGAUUGCUUGUUUAUGGUAUAAAUGGUCGAGAAAUUUUUAAAAGGAAUUUGGAUCCAAAUGUUUGCAGAGAGGCAGGCCACUACUCUUUGGAGCAUAAGGUUCCUCUCAUUGCAUUUUGUGAGGAUCGCUGUUUAACCCUAUUUGAUCACCCUCUUGUUGACACACUGCAUACUGUAUAUCAUGAGCCAAAGGCAGAGAUCAUGCCAUCAGUUGAGCAUCUGGUAGCUGCUGCUGACGUACAGAAGUUGAUCUUUUUCAACACUGCUGAGGGAAUAGCAACUAAUUUACGUCCAUACUGGUCAGAAACAACAAGAGAUCGUGCUACUGUUAUUCAAGCUGUACCAGACAUGCUUGAAAUCGUUCCCUUUGGGACUUCAAAGGGAAGUGGAGUAAAAAUGCUACUUGAUCAUUUGGGCGUCAAUGCAAAGGAGAUAAUGGCCAUUGGUGACGGGGAAAAUGACGUGGAAAUGCUUGAGUUAGCAUCUCUAGGCGUUGCUCUCAGUAAUGGAUCGGAGAAAACAAAAGCUGUGGCUGAUGUAAUUGGUGCUAGCAAUGAUGAAGAUGGUGUAGCUGAUGCUAUCUACCGGUAUGCAUUCUGAAGACCAACUUCACACUAGAAAAAAAGCAAUAGCCUGAUUGGUUGCAACCUGCAAUUUUUUGCACUUAUUUUUGCUCUUCAUAAGGAACAAUUAGGUCGACGUGACGUAACUAGGCGUGAAUUUGCCCUCUUUGCCUAUUCUUUUCACAAUUUUGGAUAAGCAAUCCCGAUUAUUUGAAGUUCUUGUUUCUUUUGUAUAAGGAAAUAAUGGAAGCUACACGAUUUCUAUGUUAAAGGACACAUGAGUUGGCUAUACCUCAUGCCUAUAAACACAAGGAGAAAAUAUCAUUUAAAUACAUUUAAUAAAGGCAAACUUUGCAAAUAUAUCGUGUGAUUAAGGGCAAAAAUAAAUCUACCCUUUAAAAUUCGCUGUGAGGUAAUUUUGAUAUAAGACCUUAAGAUCUUAAAUGCUGUUAGCUAUUAGCACGAAAUGCUGGCUUGUUCUUCUUCCCCGUUUUUUUUUCUUUUGAUGUUUUUUAAUCCAAUAACAUCAGUUUCGCUCCAAUCCAAAAUUCACUUAUAUCCCCUUGCAUUUGAGUAAAUUUAUAAAGCUUUGCAUUGAAAGUUAAUCUUUAUCAAUUAAAUUCUCAUUCUCAUCUAACACAAAAAUUACCAAAUAUUCACAGUAAAAAUUCUUAUUUGAAAUUUAGACAUAAUCUCAUAAAAAUCCAAAAUAAAGUUAUAUAAAUCUAAAAUUAUUAACAAGAUUGAUGAGGCCUUCGCUCUAACUCAAAAUGUUCUAUUUGUUUAUGGAUUCCCAGUCAAAAAAUUUGUGAACUUAGCUCCAUUUUCCUUUUAGCUUUGGCCUCUUGAAUCUAUGUACGGACUUGUGGUACUUAUCUAAUAGACUGAAAGCUUUGCUUUGUUCUGGGUUUCAUAUUUCUUAUUUGAGUUUGUUAACUUGACAAUCGCGCAAAAGAAAAGAGAAAUUAAUGAUAAUUUGAGUAAGCUCAGAGAGAGACAAGGGUGAUUUGGGAAAAAUAAUAAGAAAAAGGGAGAAGUCAACACCCCUUCAACCAUGGCAGCAAAAUUGUAGCGAAAGGAGAUGUGGCCGGAGAAAAAAUAAUAAUAAUAAGAGAGAAGUGAAGGAGGAAAAUGCUAAAGAAGGAAAUGGCUAUAGGACUUUGGAUGUCGAAGAAGAAAUAAUAAAUUGGUGAAAGAGAGUUUGAGUUGCUGGAAAAUGCAUGGAAGAAGAAAGAAAAAUAAAAAAAAAAUAAAUGAAAGAGAAAAACAAAUUUAAGUAUCGGUGUUAGAUUUGGUGUUAGUUUUGAACUAAUGGAAGU
Durio zibethinus is the source of this 3181-nucleotide messenger RNA. Its product is annotated as endoribonuclease YBEY, chloroplastic-like. Gene Ontology annotation, molecular function: metalloendopeptidase activity. The record is from RefSeq and is a predicted model, not a curated record. NCBI's taxonomy places the organism in Eukaryota, Viridiplantae, Streptophyta, Magnoliopsida, Malvales, Malvaceae. Gene Ontology annotation, biological process: rRNA processing.